This is a messenger RNA of Suillus subalutaceus, 679 nucleotides long. RefSeq lists its product as uncharacterized. NCBI's taxonomy places the organism in Eukaryota, Fungi, Basidiomycota, Agaricomycetes, Boletales, Suillaceae. Bases 218 to 529 code for a protein of 103 amino acids. The transcript is spliced from 2 exons. The record is from RefSeq and is a predicted model, not a curated record.
CGAUUCCUCAGGUUCCUGGACGGGGAAUCCGGCACAGAAGAAACGUCCAUGCGCUGUGAUCUACGUCGAUCAGCGCACCACUAUACCCAUAGUAGCUCCAUUGUGCGGAGCAGUGUAUAUGAAUGCAGGUUGGCAAAGACGCUACCAGGUGCACCGCUUGCUUCGGAGAUAACAUUGAUGAGUAUUUACGGCUUAACCUCUUCUUGACCAAUUAUAGAUGGUCGUGGAUUGGUGGCACCCCGUACUAUUCGCCAAUACUGGCGUUCCCGUGCCUGCAGAUGGUGCUAGUAUCCAACGUCAGCCGAUUAUCAUCACCCAUAACCCCUUGUAUACAAAGCCGCCAUUCAUACCGCACUUCAAGCCAAGCUAUAUAUGGGCUGGAGACUCCGGUGAAUGGGUAGCACAUCAAAUGUUGCAGGAAUUAGAAUCAGCGGGUGGAUACGUGCGAGUUGAUGCCGCACAACUCAACCAGCUGUUGGCGUGGCGGGAUUACUGGGUAUUACUGGAAUCGUCCUCCUGCAUAAAGUAAUAGGCUCGAAGUCAGCCAUGGUAGACUAUGGCCAAUGCCUUAGACCUUUGAUUACUGGAAAAAAUAGGGAAGAUGUAACACCUUCGGAAUCCCAAGGGUUCUAUAAUUAUUUCACUUAUGCAUCAACAAGAUAAAUGGUUUCCACUCGUC